AUCCUACUUAAAUGGAUUGGCUUGGUAUAAACUUUUUUUUUUCUUGUGUUCAUAGGGCCUUUGUUUGCACUGUUGCUACGUUUCUGCUUUUGUUAAACGUCCUACUGAGCUCAGCCCACUUAACGUAAUUCUUUUUGUUCAGAAGACUGAAGGCGCUCGUUACCAAGCAGCAAUUUUAUGUGUUGUGUCUGUAUCUACCCUUGUGCCACUGUCGGAUACUUUCUCCUGAGGCAGUACAACAAGUCCAACUUCAAACUCUGUGGAUUUACAUUUGCACGUCUGUAGAAGUAAGUGACAGGUCAGGAGAUAUCUCCAGGAAAUUCAAGAUGCCUAAUUUUUGUUAAUCAACAAAUCAAAAUGGCUCCCCAGAGUUUGUUGCAUCCACUGUCCUCAUUCUGCUUUGAGGAAAAAACCAAAUUCUCUGCCAGUCAGAAUCUGUCUUUUGCAAGAAGCAAAUGGUUCGCACUCCCCGAGACUCAGAGCCAAAGCGACGUGGGGAGCAUCAAGCCACCAGAUUUCUCUCUUAAACUGUACAGAUCUGUGUCAGUUCCUCAAAAGAAAGAAAAAAGAAAGACACAUUCAAAUCUAACUGUGCCUCAACCUUAUGAAACAAAGAGGAGAACUGGAGUUUUUCUACCAGAGGUUUUACAUGAGAAGUACCACAGUGAAGACCCUCCAAAGUUCACCACAUCACACCGGCCUCCUGAUGCUCAGGAAUAUGAGCUGACUUUUGUCAAGACAGGGAAGUACCCUUCUGGACCUUACAAGAACCCCAAACCACAUAACUUCAGACCGGUAAGUCUUAAUGAGGACCUUCCAGGAAUAGUUACUACAUAUGAGAGAGAUCCUGUUCGGACCACUAGAUGCCAGUCAGAUUUUAAUUCAAGGUCCACCAAGACCAAGAUGGACACCUAUAAACCUGCAGAGCCAAGAUGGGAUGCAAGGCUCAUACUUCCUCAGCCGCUCUGGCCUCCAAAAUCAGCGUCCUAUUCUAGACACAGACGAAGAAGAGGAGCAUACAGCGCAUUCUUGGACCGUGUGGAGGAGAAACUCUCAAGAUCGUGGAAAAAUUGCUAAAUCAUGACUCUCUCCUUUCAAAUCCAUUUUUUAAAUGUUAUUUUUAUAUUUGAAUUUCUUUGUUCAGCUCUUUCCUUAAACUGUAUAAUGUGGAAAAUUAAAUUAAUUAGUUUAAGUAUUGAAUACACAUACAAUUCUAACAGACAAUGAGCAUAAAACAAAAUAAAUGUGACUAGUUUUUAUUGUUGUGUCUACUGUAUAGUUUUAAAGACUAAUUCAAUUAUAAUGUAUGUUUUUGUACAUUUACUACAAUUCAAAUUUAUUAAUUCAUUACUAACAGAUAUUUUCCAAAGCUUAUUGUGUUUUUUCUUUAAUUUUGAAUGUGUUCCAGGCAGCUACAAAGUUUGAAUUAGUUUCAAUGCAAUUUAAAGGGAGCACAUGUGAAAAUCAUCUCAACUGUAAAAGUUGCAGUAUGUUAUUGUUGAGUUGUAAAAAAGCUGAGAGCACCAAGUGAACUGAAAAGGACUGAACAUAUCUGACAUAUUCAGAGAUUAUUAUUGUUUUAAUCUUAUGGCCGAAGACCAGCAGUGGCUGCGGUGUCAUGAAGGUCAUCGCACCACAUUGUGUUGUGAAGCCCACUGCUGCACUGACAGCUGCUCAUUCGGUAUCCCAAGAAUUAUAAACACGUGAAGCCUGCACAUGUUUGAAGUACAUCUGAAUGAGCUGAACAUACAUGUUUAAUGAGUCAUCUGUGACUCUGUGCAUAACUCGGAGACUAAAUAUAAAAUGAAAAGAAUAUCAGUCACAUUAAACCACAUGACCCACAGGCUGCCAUGUGUUUUCUUAUUUUAAUCCCUUGUUAUCCUUUCCAAUAGUGAAUAAUGUAAUGAAAUGGAGAUUAAAAAAAGCAUAUUGCAGCAUGGCUAAUAAAUAUUCUACUUACUAGUUGUGUAGUUCUUUACAGG
Molecule: messenger RNA, 1982 nt
Organism: Micropterus salmoides (largemouth bass)
Lineage: Eukaryota; Metazoa; Chordata; Actinopteri; Centrarchiformes; Centrarchidae
Exons: 4
Coding region: 358-1077 (239 amino acids)
Source: RefSeq, a predicted model, not a curated record